This is a messenger RNA of Solanum lycopersicum (tomato), 3077 nucleotides long. NCBI's taxonomy places the organism in Eukaryota, Viridiplantae, Streptophyta, Magnoliopsida, Solanales, Solanaceae. The record is from RefSeq and is a predicted model, not a curated record.
AUCUUUAGUUGAGAUUGACAUAUACAUACUCCUCAACUCCAUGUUUAACAUGAGUUGUACCUGCGUUUAAAUCUGAGAUCAAAUCAUCCACAAACAUAAUCAGAAUUUAAGCUAUUUACAAUGUGCCACAUCACUAUCCUUUUAGGCUAUAAUCGAGCAACAUAAAGUCCGAAUUUAACAUAUGUAGGUUUGAUUUGGUCUACAGCUGUGUAGAUUUGGGGGCGGGGGUGAAUAUUGAUGAUCAGGAGAUUCACAUUUCCAACCAAUGUACUUGAUCAUUAUCAGGGCUGAAUCGAAGUGUCGGUGAAUAGAGGAGAUAAUGAGUAGAACUAUGAGUCUUGAAGAAAAUGAUCAUUUGCAUGUUAGGUACCUGAAUAGAGACCCAAAAACAAAUCAAAGAUUCACCAAAAACUAUCUGUAUUCUUUGUAGUACCAACUAUGAAGAGUAAAUCCUUUCUCCUAAUAAUUGUUGUUUGGUUUGUCAUUUAGGACAUGAGGCAUCUCCUCUUUUUGUCAACUAGGCAGUGUUGAAAAAGGAGAUACUGCUAUAUCUGGAUAAUUCCAACUGGUAUCCCAGAUCUCUUGGUACCUAGUCUUGCUUCUCCAACUCCCUAGGGAAAGCUAGAGAUCUUCCCCGUCCCCAAGCCGAACAAAACUAAAUAGAUAGCAAAUGGUCCUUCAAAAGUAGUUUACAUCUUACUUUAUAUCAGACUAGAUCCAUACCAGGUAUAAAUUUGGAGAACUUCUGUAUGCAGCCUGGUAAUAGCAAGGAUUUAGUUAUGCGCUCCCUGAAGAAUUGAAGACAGGAAAAUGGAAUGUGUACAGAUCUGCUCGCUCUCCAGUGAAACUUAUUAGUAGAUUUGCAGAUCAUCCUGAAAUUGGUACCUUACAUGACAAUUUUGUGCGAUCGGUUGAGGCAUUUCCAGACUGCAAUUACUUAGGAUCACGAGUUCAAGAAGAUGGAACAGUAGGAGAGUACAAAUGGAUGACAUACAAGGAGGCAGAUACUGCACGGUCAGCAAUAGGUUCUGCACUAGUUUGUCAUCAGAUACCAAAGGGAUCUCGUGUUGGUUUAUAUUUUAUCAACCGACCAGAAUGGCUGAUAGUCGACCAUGCCUGCUCUGCGUAUUCAUUUAUUUCAGUUCCUUUAUACGAUACUCUUGGUCCAGAAGCUGUAAAAUAUAUUGCAAACCAUGCAGCAAUUGAAGCUAUAUUUUGUGUGCCAGAAACAUUAAAUCAUUUGCUUAGCUUCGUAUCGGAGAUUCCUUCGCUGCAUUUAAUUGCGGUUGUUGGAGCAGUAGAUGGGAGAAUUCCAUCACUUCCACCGUCAUCUGGAGUGGAGAUCAUAUCAUAUUCAACACUACUUAGUCAGGGUCUCAGCAAUCUUCAGCCCUUUUGCCCACCAAAACCUGAGACUGUUGCUACGAUAUGCUAUACGAGUGGUACAACUGGGACCCCAAAGGGUGCUGUUUUGACCCAUGGAAACCUGAUUGCAAAUGUUGCUGGUACGAGUAUUGGCAUCAAUCUAUACUCUUCAGAUAUUUACAUAUCAUAUCUUCCGCUGGCACAUAUAUUUGAGAGGGCUACCCAAGUAUUGCUGGUCUAUUUUGGAGGAGCUUCUGGAUUUUAUCAGGGAGAUAAUCUGAAACUAGUGGAUGAUAUGGCUGUAUUAAGGCCCACUGUCUUUUGCAGCGUUCCUCGGUUAUACAAUAAAUUAUAUGCCAGCAUUAUGAAUGUUGUGAAGACAUCUGGUUCUCUGAGAGAGAGGAUAUUUAAUGCUGCUUAUAAUGCUAAGAAGCAAGCAAUUUUUAAUGGAAAGAAUCCAUCCCCAUUCUGGGAUAGAUUGAUAUUCAACAAAAUAAAAUCAAGGCUAGGAGGAAGAGUUCGUUAUAUGGUCUCAGGAGCUUCACCGUUAUCUCCUGAUGUAAUGGACUUUUUGCGGGUAUGCUUCGGUUGUCAAGUUAUAGAAGGUUAUGGAAUGACCGAAACUUCCUGUACUAUAAGUAACAUGGAUCAGAGUGAUAUCUUAUCUGGUCAUGUGGGCUCUCCUAAUCCUGCAUGUGAAGUAAAGCUUGUUGAUGUCCCUGAAAUGAACUAUACAUCUGAAGAUAAGCCUUGUCCCCGUGGUGAGAUUUGUGUAAGAGGCCCCAUAGUGUUCCAGGGAUACUACAAGGAUGAAGUACAGACGCGAGAAAUGAUUGACAAAGAUGGAUGGCUUCACACCGGAGAUAUUGGAGUGUGGCUACCUGGGGGGCGCUUAAAGAUAAUUGAUAGGAAGAAAAAUAUUUUCAAGUUGGCACAGGGAGAAUAUGUAGCUCCUGAAAAAAUUGAGAAUGUUUAUGCAAAGAGCAAGUAUGUUGCACAGUGCUUUAUACAUGGUGACAGCCUGAAUUCCUCUCUGGUAGCCAUACUGUGCGUGGACCCAGACAUGUUUAAAGCAUGGGCUAUAAAUGAAGGCAUCAAGAAUAAAGACGUGAAACAGCUCUGCACUGAUCCAAGAGCAAAGGCUGCAAUAUUGAAAGACAUGGAUACCGUUGGAAAGGAAGCACAGUUGCGAGGCUUCGAAUUUGCAAAAGCUAUCACUUUGGUGCUCGAGCCUUUUACUUUGGAGAAUAAUCUGCUUACUCCAACUUACAAGAUAAAAAGGCCACAAGCAAGAACAUACUUUGCUAAAGAAAUUGCUGACAUGUAUACAGAACUCUCAACAUCCAAUUCUUCUCCAGAUAAAAUCUUGUGAAAGACACAAAUAAUAUUCUGAUCUUAUGCUGUGGAAAUGUUGUCCUAUCUCCCAAUGGAACUGUAUAUUUAAGCUAAAGUUAAAAAUUGACGUGUGGAUAUUCCUAGAAUUUUAACACAUGAGUUUGUCACAAUAAUUUGUUCGUUUGUACACCUUUUAAACCGUCAGCACUGCUCCAAGAUUUUGUGUAUAUCGAUCGAAGAUCAUGAUGGAGCGAUAAGUAUUUCUCCAUCCUUAAUCAAGAUAUUGGAUUUGAGCCUUGGUGUAUGAACUCAUCUUUGAUAGGGAACACUUUAUCCCAAAUUGGAACUUUGAACGCAAUUCCAAAAGCUGGACAAAA